AGAAGGCUGGUUGCUGUGUUGUGGAGUUGCAGUGUUGGACCUGAGGUACGAGGAUGAACAGCGUAGACAAUAUGAAUAAUAAUGAAGUGACGAAGUGCUGCUUCUUAACAGAAGAACGCAUGAGCAGCGGGGACUGGCUUUCGCUUGCCAGGAUCACUUACCUGGACCAGCGUACGACGUCACGUGUUUGGGAAGGUGCAACAAGACUUGCUAGAAAUGAUGAUAGGAAUACUGAUGCUGUUGGAGUAAUAGCAUUCUACAGGCGGUUGCUACAUUAUGACUGCAUCAUAUUAGUGAAGCAAUACAGCCCAGCCCUGAAGGCUUACACUAUUGAAAUGCCAGCUGGCCUGGUGCAAGAGAAUGAAACACCGGGUGAGGCUGCCAUGAGAGAGUUGAAAGAAGCUACAGGAUUCGUUGGCGCUGUUAAGAAGAUUGGCCCGGUGCUCGCAAUGAACCCAGGAACGUCCAGCAGUCUGAUGAGACUUGUUACUGUUGAGGUAAACGGAGAUGAGCCCGAGAAUCUUCUUCUUCUCAUACCAGUGUCCGAGCUGCUGGAUAAACUUAGGGCCUUUGCUGCGGCUGGAUUUGUCAUAGAUUCCAGAAUUGACGCAUUUGCUAUUGGCUUGGUUAUGGGAAAUCAUUCUAGGAAAACAAAAAUACCUACAACAUUGAUGUAAAUGUUCCAUAUUAUCUUAUAAAUGUAACUUAAUUUAUCAAGUAUUGAAUGUUUUGCAUGUCGAGUUGUUUUUCGGUACUUGGUAUACAUAAGGACAAUUGCCAAGAGACUGAAAGGGCUCUGUGUGAAAAAAAAAAGCUUCAGAUUAAUAAUACAUAAUUUAAUAUUGUUAUCAUUUAAUUCACAAGGCAUUUCAUGAACAAUGUUUAAUUUCUUUUACUCACUUUCUGGAAAAAUGUGCAUAUAAUUUUCUAUUAUUGUAUAUCUCCUCAGUGUAUAUCAUUUACUAUGCAGUGUUUGUUAUUUGUAUUCUGUUCUGUGAAUAAUUCUAUGUAAAAUAAAUAUCCAUAUUUAAUUUUC
Messenger RNA from Zootermopsis nevadensis, 1036 nucleotides. RefSeq names its product ADP-sugar pyrophosphatase-like. NCBI's taxonomy places the organism in Eukaryota, Metazoa, Arthropoda, Insecta, Blattodea, Termopsidae. The record is from RefSeq and is a predicted model, not a curated record. Gene Ontology annotation, molecular function: ADP-ribose diphosphatase activity. Gene Ontology annotation, cellular component: nucleus. Gene Ontology annotation, biological process: nucleoside phosphate metabolic process; ribose phosphate metabolic process.